Messenger RNA from Aspergillus versicolor CBS 583.65, 835 nucleotides. RefSeq lists its product as uncharacterized. NCBI's taxonomy places the organism in Eukaryota, Fungi, Ascomycota, Eurotiomycetes, Eurotiales, Aspergillaceae. The record is from RefSeq and is a predicted model, not a curated record. The transcript has a single exon. The coding region runs from base 92 to 541 and encodes 149 amino acids.
GAAAGUUGUGUCCGGUGGUGCGAUCAAGAGAGAAACGGAGAGCUCUUAAAGCGGCGAUGUUUCUGUCACGUGCUCCACGUGACCAUGGCUCAUGGCCCCGCCCUGUCUGAGCGGCGAGCCUCAGUUACUCAUCCAUCGCAGACGCAAUAAUCCGGAUCAUCCCACCGACAUCUCAGACCGAUACCGCACUAGCGAGACAGGUCGAGCAAAAAGCCAAUCUUCAACGCUGACCCGUGGUGUCGGAUUCUGCAGCCACCCUACGUUGCCAAUUCGGCUGCUGAUUGGCGUUUACUCGUGGGUACUUGAGAAACGGCGUGACUCGAUUCACCGGCCUUUUUUUUUUGCCAUCUGCGCAACUCGUACCUGUUUCCUCACUUGUCGUGCCCUUGUAAACAGAAGGGAUUUCAUAACCACACCUCCUCCGGGUUUAAUCUGUUAUAAUUCGGCUAUAUCUUCGCCUUCUAGUCCAGCCUGGCGUCGUUCGGAGGACCGUCCAGCGGAAUUGGAGACGGGGUUCUGCAGGGGACGACACCGAACCUAACCCCGCGGAAUAAUGCUUCUGCUGUCACCAGCCCCGUGAUGGGAGGUCUCGGUCAUACGUCUCUUUCUCCGGCCGUCGCGUCUGAUGGCGCGGGCCAGGCGAGGAAGCGUAACGUGGGCAUGGCGGGGCUCGACAGCUCGCCCGGCAGUAUGGAAGAUGUGGAAGAAAUCGAAAAUCGCGACGAGAAAAGAAGACAGCCUGUGAAGCGGGCUUGUAACGAAUGUCGGCAGCAAAAGGUGAGACUGCCGCUUUUUCUCUCUCUUUUUCUCAUUCUGCUCACAGAGCUGGUUGGCU